Messenger RNA from Molossus molossus (Pallas's mastiff bat), 2625 nucleotides. Its product is annotated as disintegrin and metalloproteinase domain-containing protein 5-like. Lineage: Eukaryota; Metazoa; Chordata; Mammalia; Chiroptera; Molossidae. The transcript has 21 exons. Gene Ontology annotation, cellular component: plasma membrane. The record is from RefSeq and is a predicted model, not a curated record. Gene Ontology annotation, molecular function: metalloendopeptidase activity. The coding region runs from base 1 to 2625 and encodes 874 amino acids. Gene Ontology annotation, biological process: proteolysis; binding of sperm to zona pellucida; cell adhesion.
AUGUUCUUUCUUCUGGUCCUUCUCACCGGACUUGGUGGUCUGCAGGCAGGCCUCAAUCCUCAUAAAACCUUUAUACAGACCACAGUUCCUGAAAAGAUUUCAUCUUCUGACACAGAAAGAGAUCCAGAAAAUAAUGUUGCUUAUAUGAUUACAAUUAAUGAAAAAGCAUAUUUUAUCCAUCUCAAGAAGCAAUCAUUUUUAUCUCCAAUUUCUGUUGUUUAUUCUUAUGGAACAGAUGACACCCAGUAUACUGACAAUUUGUUAGGUCAGAUGGAUUGCAAUUAUAAUGGAUAUAUUGCAGGCUUUCCAAAUUCUCUUGUGUCACUCAACACUUGUUCAGGACUCAGGGGAACAUUGCAGUUGAAAAACAUCUCAUAUGGAAUCGAACCAAUGGAGACGACAUCAGAAUUCAUGCACAUGAUUUUUGAAGACGAAGAUUUUGACACUAACAUACCUCUCAUAGGAGAUGACAAUUAUAUAUAUAGUAAUAAUAAUCCUGAGUACAAGAACAGUUCAGAAAGAGUUGAAUAUUUCAAGUUAUUCCCUCAAUACCUUGAAAUGUAUAUUGUUGUGGAUAAAAAUCUGUUUGAUUACAUGGGCUCUGAUGUAAAGGCUGUAACACAGAAGGUUAUUCAGAUAAUUGGAUUGGUUAACACUAUGCUUACUCAGUUAAAACUGACAGUUCUAAUAUCUUCCAUAGAAAUCUGGUCAAAUAAAAACAGAAUUUCUACUUUGGGAACUCCUUAUCAAAUAUUAUUUAGAUUUUUACAAUGGAAAUCUAUACAUGUCUUCCAACCUUAUGAUAUGGCAUACUUACUGGCCUUCAAGGAACAUAUUCAUUUUAAAGGAGCCAUAGGUCCUGAAAAAGUAUGUAAUAAGGAUUAUGCUGCAGCAGUUGCUCUGUAUCCAGAUGGUUCAUCUUUGGAGUCAUAUACUGUCAGUAUCGUGCAGUUGCUUGGCCUUAAUUUGGGACUGAGUUUUGAUAAUACUGACACCUGCUAUUGUUCAGGAGAUGUUUGUACAAUGUCACCAGAAGCCGCGCACUCCCGGGGUGUAAAGGAUUUUAGCACCUGUAGCUUGGAUUAUUUUAAAUAUUUUACUUCAAAGUCUGGCCUUGAAUGUCUUCAUGACAGCCCUCCUAUUACGCCAGAUUACAAAGCAAAUGAUAAGGUUUGUGGCAAUGGAAAGUUGGAAAAAGGGGAACAAUGUGAUUGUGGCCUUGCAAAGGCUUGUACACAUAAAGCGUGCUGUGAUCCUACAUCAUGUAGAUUGAAACCUAAGAAAAUAUGUGGCUCUGGGGAAUGCUGCACACAAGAUUGCAAGAUACAACCAGUUGGUGUACUUUGUAGGAAACCAGUUGAUGAUGAAUGUGAUUUUGCUGAAUAUUGCAAUGGGGAUGAUCCACACUGUGGGAUUAACACUUUCAAACGCAAUGGAAUGCUUUGUGAUAAAAACGAGUCCUACUGUUAUGAUGGACAAUGUCGAAUACAUGAUAAACAGUGUAAAAACUUAGUUGGAGGAGCUUCUAGAGGUGCACCAUUUCACUGUUAUGAUGAAAUAAAUUCAAGAGGAGAUAGAUAUGGAAACUGUGGUAAAGGGGCUUGUGGUUGGCCUAAUCUUCUGUGUGGAAAAUUAAUUUGUUCCUGGCCACAUAGAGCAAUAAUAAUACGUCCAAAUUUAUCUGUGAUUUACGCACAUGUACGAGACGACAUAUGUGUAGCUACUACAAAGCUAAACCAGGACAAGUUACCUCACUAUGCGGCUACAGGAGUAAGUCAGCCAAACCAAAGAGAUGAAACAUAUAUAGAAGAUGGUAGUGCAUGUGGACCUAGCAUGCUUUGUGUCGAUUUUAUCUGUAGAGAGAUUAAGUACUUGACCAAUACUGCUGCAUGCAAGAGUUCUACAACUUGUAAUAACAAGGGAGUUUGCAAUAAUUUAAACCAUUGCCAUUGUGACAAAGGGUAUGUUCCUCCUUCUUGCCUAGAAAAGAAAGGACAGUUUGGAAGUGUGGAUGAUGGGCACAUAGCUGAAGCAAGUAGAAGGUACUUGGAUGGAAGAUCUACUCCUUCUCCAAAACGCCAAUUUCAACUCAUUUUCUACAUUUCUUUACCUGUGCUUAUCAUUAUUGCUGCUGUUUUAAUAAAGCAGGAUAAAAUAAGAGAGCUAUGCUACAGAAGGGAAACGGAAAAUAAGAGAUCUGUGUCAGAAGAAGACAGCAAUAUUAGCAAGUUAUCCACAAAUGUAAGUCCUGUCUUGGCAUCUGCUUUUCAGAAGAUCCAGAUUAAAACAAGUAUUAAUGAGAGUACAAUUUGUAAGCUGCUAGGUAGUAAGAUGUGGAUUUGGUUUGGUUCACCUAAUCCUGCAAUAAUGAGGACAGGAUCCUUGUUGGAAGGAGGGAUGCAGCUAGUUCCUACCACAAAGUGGCAGUACAAUUCUAAAAACUGUAUGACAAUGAAAAAAACUGUCCCAGUAGAAGGGAAUGUUGUUGUAGAUGCAAUAAAGCAGUCAUUUAAAGUGGCAUCAGCUGGUUACUGUUGUUUUACUGAUGCCCUUCAGAAGGAUAAUAAGAAAUUGAUGGUUAAUAACAAGCAGUUACUGGUUAUAUUUGAGAACCAGAUAGUCUGA